AUUUGUUUUUGAAAUUCUUAACAAGUGUUUUUAUUUUUUUGUGAAAAUUUUUUCCGGUUAUUUUAAAAUAAAGGAACGUUAAAGUGCCGGUGUUGGUGUGCAAAAGUGUCUAUGUGAAUGAAUGUUUGUUUGAGAAAGAAAAAUUCUUGAAAAAUUUUAUCUAAAAUAAAAUUUUCCGAAAAAAAUGAAUAAAAUACAAAAUUGCCGUUUUCAUCCAUAUUAUCAUCGUCGUAAUGAUUUAUUUAUUUAUAUUAUGAUUGUAAUCAUAUCGAUGAUUAUUAUUGUAUCGGCAGAACCACAAGAGAAAAAAGGUCUUUUUUCACAGAUGAAUAAUUGGUUUGCAAAAUUACGUGGUAAUAAAGAUCAAAAUAAUCAACAAAAUCAAGAUGAUCAGAAAAAAGAUGAUAAAAAAGAAGAACCAACAACAAUGCGGCCACAAAUACCAAUGGGACCAGCUGCAAUUUAUCCACCAAUGUUUGGUAUGGCAGCUGGACCUGGUUUUGGACCACCAAUUGGUGGUCCAGGAUCACCAUUUGCCGGUAUGGUUGCCGGUGCACCACCACCAAUGUUUCAUGGACCAAUGACAGCAAUGUCAACACAUCAAUUUGCAGCACAUCAUCAUCCACCACCACCACCAAGACAUUUGAUGCAUGUUGGUCCAUCACAUGGUUUUGGUCCAUUUAUUGGUCAUCAUGGUUCGGGUGGACCAAUAUAUUCACCAUAUUCACAACCAUCACAUCUUAUGCCUAUUCAUAAUGAUUUUGCUGAUACAUAUGGUUCAUUUGGUAGUCCAUAUUCAAAUGAACCAAAUGAUCCAACAGAAACAUUUGCCGGACCACCAGGUGCUGGUCCAAUGUUAGGCGGUGGUGGUGGUGGUGGUGGUCCACUUGGACCACAUCAUCACCAUCAUCAUCAUCAUCAUCAUCCUGGUUCGAAUGCAGAUUCAAUGAGUGAUUCGGCUCCUGGUUCAUCAAAUUAUGAUGAUCAAUAUAAUAAAUAAUGACAACAACAACAACAACAACAACA
Molecule: messenger RNA, 1026 nt
Organism: Dermatophagoides pteronyssinus (European house dust mite)
Lineage: Eukaryota; Metazoa; Arthropoda; Arachnida; Sarcoptiformes; Pyroglyphidae
Source: RefSeq, a predicted model, not a curated record